GCUCCGGUGGAGGGGAGUGCGGCGGGCAUCUCCGUCAGUGCGCUGGAUAUUUGGCUGCGGCGUUUGAAGGGAAAGCGGCUCUGAGACGCUCCUGCCGGCUUCACCGCGGACUUUACAGCGAGGUCAAUAGCAGACUAGAGAUGCUGAAAAAGAAGACUGAAUGGUGCUGGACAGUCCCUCUGUUUAUGCUGUCGGCUGUGGCCCAGGUCACUGUGUUGGCCAGCCCUGAAAUAAACGACAGCCAACAGCAGCUGCCUCAGAAUGUGUACCACGACAUUGGCUUCACCAGGAACAAGAUAGUGACUGCGCAGUUUGAAUGCUACCAGAAGAUUAUGAAGGACAAUAACAAUGUGGGAAAAGUUGGAGCAAUGUGCAAUAAGACAUGGGAUGGCUGGCUGUGUUGGGAUGACACGGAUGCUGGGUUCACCACUCAGCAGCACUGUCCAGACUACUUCCACGACUUUGACCCUUCAGAGAUGGUCACUAAGAUCUGCAUGGAGAAUGGUCAGUGGUUUUUGCAUCCUGAGAGCAACCGGACGUGGACGAAUUACACCAGAUGUAACGAGCGCACUAGCGAAGGCAGAAUGGCCGCAAUGAACCAGCUCUACUUGGCCUUAAUAGGACACGGACUAUCGCUGAUCUCCUUGUUUGUUUCGCUUGGGAUAUUCUUCCAUUUUAAGAGUCUGAGCUGCCAGAGGAUAACCCUGCACAAAAACCUUUUUUUCUCUUUCGUCUUGAACUCCAUUAUCACCAUCAUCUGGUUGACUGCCGUGGCAAACAACCAGGAGUUAGUGCAGCGGAAUCCAACCAGCUGUAAAGUUUCGCAGUUCAUCCAUCUGUAUCUCUUUGGAUGCAACUAUUUCUGGAUGCUAUGCGAGGGGAUCUACUUGCACACCCUCAUCGUCGUGGCUGUAUUUGCAGAGAAACAGCAUUUAAUGUGGUAUUAUCUUCUGGGAUGGGGUUUCCCACUGAUACCAGCUACAAUACACGCCAUAGCCAGAAGCUAUUACUACAACGACAACUGCUGGAUCAGUUCCAACACGUCUCUGCUGUACAUUAUUCACGGCCCUAUCUGCGCGGCUUUGGUGGUGAACCUGUUUUUCCUGCUGAACAUUGUGCGUGUCCUCAUCACCAAGCUGAAAGUGACCCAUCAGGCUGAGUCCAGUCUGUACAUGAAGGCUGUGCGUGCCACCCUCAUUCUGGUCCCCCUCCUGGGAAUCCAAUACGUUCUCCUGCCGUAUAAACCCGGGGGGCGCAUUACCUCUGAGAUAUAUGAUUACGUCAUGAACAUCGUAAUGCAUUAUCAGGGGCUGCUGGUGGCCACUAUCUUCUGCUUUUUCAAUGGAGAGGUGCAGGGUGUGUUGAGGAGGCACUGGAACCAGUACCGCCUCCAGUUUGGCAGCGCACUCUCCCAUUCAGAUGCGCUGAGAUCCGCCUCCUACACGGCCUCCUCCAUCACAGAAGUACAGGGCUGCUACAGCAUCGACAGCCACAGCGAACACUUAAACGGCAAAAGCUGCCACGAGGCCGACAACGCCGCCUGCAAAUCAGAGAGCUCCUUCACCUGAGCAUGGUCACACUGUUACCAUGGCGAGUGUCACAUGACUGGACUUCAGCGUUUACUAGGCACUCUGGAAGAGGAAAGGAGAGAAUAGUGUUUCCUUGUUAUCACACUGAAAACUACCUUAUUACCUAACACAGCGGACGGCAGUAAGUGGACACAGUGCCCCUCUACCUACCCCGCGGCUCUCAUCAAAAAAAAAAAAAAACACUUUCUCUUGAUUUGAACUCUGUACAGUAUUUGAAGUCACCUGGCUGCUUUUUAAAGACAUUCAAUGCAAGGAUUUUAAUCAUUUUGUAACUCAUUAAUCACCAAGAAAUGAAUUGUGAAUAACACAAACUGUGCUCGAUAUCUGCCAGGUUGGAAUAUCAGUAAUUGUGAUCAUGUUGAAUUUUUGCUGCCAACAGCAAGCUGUGCUGACAUGCGCUGUACCAAACGAUGCAAAAUGUUCCAUUUUUAUUGAAUCUGUUGUACAGAAAAUAAGAGGUCAUGUUGUGGAAGACAGCCUGCAUCUUUUUACAUGUGGAGUUCAGCAUAGUACUGUAAAUUACAUUAUUGUCUUCUAUGAGUUAUGUCACAGUGUACAUGUUAUUUCACAUCUGUGGUACUUUUUAAUCAAAAGAUAACAGAUCAACUUAAA
This is a messenger RNA of Pygocentrus nattereri (red-bellied piranha), 2201 nucleotides long. It is a transcript of the gene calcrla, whose product is annotated as calcitonin receptor-like a. Gene Ontology annotation, molecular function: calcitonin receptor activity; calcitonin gene-related peptide receptor activity; adrenomedullin receptor activity. The transcript is spliced from 13 exons. Gene Ontology annotation, cellular component: plasma membrane. Gene Ontology annotation, biological process: angiogenesis; adenylate cyclase-activating G protein-coupled receptor signaling pathway; cell surface receptor signaling pathway. NCBI's taxonomy places the organism in Eukaryota, Metazoa, Chordata, Actinopteri, Characiformes, Serrasalmidae. The record is from RefSeq and is a predicted model, not a curated record. The coding region runs from base 141 to 1568 and encodes 475 amino acids.